AUGCGGAGUGCUUCUAUCAUCGCGCUCUUUUUAGGGCUUCUCGCAGGUUUUUCUCCUGUCAUCGCUUCUGAACCGAACCCAAGUUUGGUCCAUGAUAUCAGAGCUGACAGGACUCGUGUAAUCUUCAAUCUUCAAGACGUUGUUGACAACGCGUUAUUCGAAGUCGAGCAGUUCAAAUUUGACACUCUGCCCGUCUUGUCCGUAUCCCCCAGGAGCGACUACAAGCUGACAGCCGUCAAAAAUGGAAACGACACCAUAUUCGAAUGCGAAGACGUGGAUGAGGAUGAGAUUUACCUAGUGCUGGUCAGGGUUGGCGAGGCAGAAACCUUUGUCUUUGUCAACUCGACAUUCGGAAUCAGCUUCUUCGAGAAAGUUGGAGACCAGUUUAGGGAGAUUGAAAAGGUGGAAGAGCUGCCUGAGUACGUAAAACCCCUGCUUCCUUUCCAAACGCACCAAGAGAUAUUCGCUCCUCUGUGCGGUAGCAGGCCACUCACGCAAUCCGUCAAUGAGUAUCUGAAGAACAGGGAGGAAACCGAAGAUGAUGUUGACAUCUUUGAUGAUUCGGAUAGUGAGGAUGAAUACGAUGUAUAUGAAGAGGAGGACUACGUCGAAGGAUUCGAGGAGCUGAAUGAUGAAUUAUAUGACGAACAGUAUGAUGAGGAGGCGGAGGAACAAUACUAUGAGGAGUCUGACGAACCACAUGUUGAUGAGACUGACGAAGAUUUUUAUGACGAAACUGAGGAGCAACACUACGAAAUGCUUGAGGAGCCGAGCUACGAGGAAGUUGAAGAAUCCGAAUACGAAAUGCCUGAGGAGCCGAGCUACGAGGAAGUUGAAGAAUCCGAAUACGAAAUGCCUGAGGAGCCGAGCUACGAAGAGGCUUACGACGAAUCUGUAGAACAGGCCGAGGAGCAGGCCGAGGAAGCUGUCGAGGAAGCUGUCGAGGAGCAGGCCGAGGAAGCUGUCGAGGAGCAGGCCGAGGAAGCUGUCGAGGAGCAGGCCGAGGAAGCUGUCGAGGAGCAGGCCGAGGAAGCUGUCGAGGAGCAGGCCGAGGAAGCUGUCGAGGAGCAGGCCGAGGAAGCUGUCGAGGAAGCUGUCGAGGAGCAGGCCGAGGAAGCUGUCGAGGAGCAGGCCGAGGAAGCUGUCGAGGAGCAGGCCGAGGAAACUGUCGAGGAACAGGCCGAGGAAACUGUCGAGGAACAGGCCGACGUGUCAAAGUAUGAUGAAGCUAUAGACGAACUUUUCCAACAGAUUGAGGAUCAGGCUGACGAGCCCGUUGAGCAGAAGCUUGAAGAAGUUGAAGAAAAGAUUGAAGAACAAGUAGAAGAAAAGAUUGAAGAACAAGUAGAAGAAAAACAUGAAGUAGUAGAAGAAGAGCAUGAGCAGCAGCUUCGUGGAUCAGCAUAUUGA
Molecule: messenger RNA, 1410 nt
Organism: Babesia bigemina
Lineage: Eukaryota; Apicomplexa; Aconoidasida; Piroplasmida; Babesiidae
Product: membrane protein, putative
Exons: 1
Coding region: 1-1410 (469 amino acids)
Source: RefSeq, a predicted model, not a curated record